This is a messenger RNA of Echinops telfairi (small Madagascar hedgehog), 4951 nucleotides long. It is a transcript of the gene SH3RF1, whose product is annotated as SH3 domain containing ring finger 1. The record is from RefSeq and is a predicted model, not a curated record. The transcript is spliced from 11 exons. Bases 65 to 2701 code for a protein of 878 amino acids. Lineage: Eukaryota; Metazoa; Chordata; Mammalia; Afrosoricida; Tenrecidae. Gene Ontology annotation, molecular function: protein binding.
GUCAUUUUAAGGGAUCCAUACGAUGAACAUUUCUGAAGCAUUUUCCUUAGUAAACUAGAUAAAGAUGGAUGAAUCUGCCUUGUUGGAUCUUCUGGAGUGUCCUGUGUGUCUAGAGCGGCUUGACGCGUCUGCCAAAGUCUUGCCUUGCCAGCACACGUUUUGCAAACGAUGCUUGUUGGGGAUCGUUGGUUCCCGAAAUGAACUCAGAUGCCCCGAGUGCAGGACUCUGGUCGGCUCCGGUGUUGAGGAGCUUCCGAGUAACAUCCUCCUGGUCAGACUUCUGGAUGGGAUCAAACAGAGGCCUUGGAAACCUGGCCCUGGUGGGGGCAGUGCAGUGAACUGCCCAAGUGCGCUAAGGGUUCCGAGCAGCACUGUGGCGAAUUGUGGCUCAAAAGAUCUGCAGAACUCUCAAGGUGGACAGCAGCCCAGAGUGCAAGCCUGGAGUCCCCCAGUGAGGGGUAUACCUCAGCUACCAUGUGCCAAAGCAUUAUACAACUACGAAGGAAAAGAACCUGGAGAUCUUAAAUUCAGCAAAGGGGACAUCAUCAUUUUGCGACGACAAGUAGAUGAAAAUUGGUACCAUGGAGAAGUCAGCGGGGUCCAUGGCUUUUUCCCUACCAACUUUGUGCAGAUUAUUAAACCGUUACCUCAGCCUCCACCUCAGUGCAAAGCACUUUAUGACUUUGAAGUGAAAGACAAGGAAGCAGACAAAGAUUGCCUUCCCUUUGCAAAGGAUGAUGUUCUGACUGUGAUCCGAAGAGUGGAUGAAAACUGGGCGGAAGGGAUGUUAGCAGACAAAAUCGGAAUAUUUCCGAUUUCAUAUGUUGAGUUUAACUCAGCUGCUAAGCAGCUGAUAGAAUGGGAUAAGCCUCCUGGUCCAGGAGUAGACGCUGGAGAAUGUACCUCAGUGGCAGCCCACAGCAGCACUGCCCCAAAGCACUCUGACACCAAGAAGAACACCAGAAAGAGGCACUCCUUCACCUCCCUCACCAUGGCCAGCAAGUCCUCCCAGGCGUCUCAGAACCGCCACUCCAUGGAGAUCAGCCCCCCUGUCCUCAUAAGCUCUAGCAACCCCACCGCUGCUGCGCGGAUCAGCGAGCUCUCUGGGCUUUCCUGCAGUGCCCCUUCUCAGGUUCAUAUAAGUACCACUGGGUUAAUUGUGACCCCACCCCCAAGCAGCCCAGUGACAGCUGGCCCCGCAUUUACUUUCCCACCAGAUGCUCCCUACCAAGCGGCCCUUGUGACCAUGAACCCUCCUCUCCCUCCACCCCCACUCCUGGCUGCCCCUGUCGCCUCCACACCACCAGGUGCUGCUGCAUCCGGAGCAGGACCAAGGCCCGCAGUAAUACCCGCUGAGCAGAUUGUGCACUUACGGCCCCAGACUCGCCCCAGUGUGUAUGUUGCUAUCUAUCCAUACACUCCCCGGAAAGAGGAUGAGCUGGAGCUCAGGAAGGGGGAGAUGUUUUUGGUGUUUGAGCGCUGCCAGGAUGGCUGGUUCAAAGGGACAUCAAUGCAUACCAGCAAGAUAGGGGUUUUCCCUGGCAAUUAUGUGGUACCAGUCACAAGGGCAGUGACGAGUGCCUCCCAAGCUAAAGUCCCCAUGUCUACUGCUGGCCAGACAAGCAGGGGGGGGACCAUGGUCAGUUCUUCCACCGCAGGAGCCCCUGCUCAGAAGCUCCAGGGAAACGGUGUGACUGGGAAUCCCAGCAUCGUCCCCACAGCCGUGGUGUCGGCAGCUCACAUCCAGACGAGUCCUCAGGCCAAGGUCUUAUUGCAAAUGACUGGGCAGAUGACUGUCAACCAGGCUCGCAAUGCUGUAAGGACAGUUGCCGCACACAACCAAGAACGCCCUACGGCAGCUGUGAUGCCCAUCCAGGUGCAGAGUGCCACCUGCUUGGGCCCCACACUUGUGGGUCUGUCCCAUCAUCCCUUGGCCUCUCAACAACCUCAGCCUCCAGUGACGGGCCCCGCCAUGCAUGUUGCUGCCGUCAGUAUCAGUCGAGCCAACGUGCCUCUGACGUGUGCAGCAGCUGCCUCCCUGACCUCCCCGAGCAUCACCACUGCCUCUUUGGAGAGUGAGCCCAGUGGCAGGACCGUGACCAUCAUCUCUGGACUUCCCACAUCCCCUGACAGUGCUUCAUCAGCUUGUGGAAACAGUUCAACCGCCAAACCAGACAGUAAGAAAGAAAAGAAGGGGUUGUUGAAGCUGCUUUCUGGAGCUUCCACCAAACGUAAGCCCAGGUUAUCUCCUCCGGCAUCUCCUACCAUGGAAGUGGAGUUGGGUGCCUCUGGCGAGUUGGCCCUGCAGGGAGCAAUUGGCCCUGAGCUGCCACUAGGGGGCAGCCACAGCCGAGCUGUCUCCUGCCCCACAGACGGGGAUAGUCCCGCAGGCAUAGCAGCAUUGGCCUCGGACACUCUGCAUUCAAAGACAGGAUCUCUGGACUCUACGGUUCCCAUUGCACCCCCUCCUCGUCAGCCCUGUUCUUCCCUGGGUCCUGUCAUGAAUGAGUCUCGGCCUCUUGUUUGUGAAAGGCAUAGGGUGGUGGUUUCCUACCCUCCUCAGAGUGAAGCUGAACUUGAACUUAAGGAAGGAGAUAUUGUAUUUGUUCAUAAAAAACGAGAGGAUGGCUGGUUCAAGGGCACAUUGCAACGUAAUGGGAAAACGGGCCUUUUCCCAGGAAGCUUUGUGGAAAACAUCUGAGGAAACUAGCACCAAGAAGGCAUAAAGUCACAUCACACUACAAAAUAGCACAAAUACAUUUCGUGGACAGCACAUCUGUGGACCUCCAGGCGAUCAGGAGAUGAGCAAAGGUCUGCGUGGGACUCCCCUGCUGCACAGCACAAUUAUACCAGCGAACAGUGAAGGCGGCGUGCGUGUGGGUCUCAUUCCUCUUGAGUUCUGUGUGGAAGGUGUGCCUUGUACUGUCUGAUUUACUGUACACAGAUACCCUUUUGUUCUUGUUUGUUUUAAAAAUAUAGAGAAUGGACAAUUGUUUACAAGGCUUAACUAAUUUAUUCGCUUUCCUAAACUUGAAUUCUUGUAAUAGAAAUUCUUUGGAUUAUGAUUUUAAGAAAUGAUUAAUUUAUGACAUGUUAGCUAAGGAGAAGCUGGAUUCUCUCCUGUUGAGAGCCAGAGAUUCUUUGGGGUAGAAGGAGUUUCCUCCCAACUCCCCUGGGUGUAGUCUGCUGCUUUAGGGCAGAAGUGCAGUGCUCUGAUUUGACUUCCCUCUGAAGCAUAAGUGGACCCCAAGAAAUGUCAUUUUCCUUGGAAACCAAAACACAAGGGAAGCAGUAUCAAUAAGAUCCUGGGGUGGGGCGUCAGAAACUUUUGAGAGAAGAGGAGUUAGUGGUUCCCUGUCUUUCUGGGUUAGUCAGGAAUCACCCUAUAAAUCCUAGUCCUUAAUGUAGUUGUCAAUGUUUGUAGAAGGAAAUCAGCUAAGUGAUGGAGAUGACUACACAAAGCACAACUCUUGAAUAUCAAUGUCCAGAGAAUAUAUUUAGUUUAACGGAAGCAGCUCAGUUCACUGGUUGAAAGUGGAAGAUUGAGGCUAGGCUCGCCUGCCUGAGAAUGGCCUAUGAAACGGUGUUUCCCAUUUGACCCUAAGUGGUGUGCAUGCCCCGACACAAGGAAACAUUCGUGAGGUAGCGGUGAUAAGUGAUGCUCUCGUGUGACCGUCAAAGGCUGUGAGAAACACUGUGAAAAGUUUAGUCAUCCAUUGUGAGUCUGCCCCUGCCUUCUUGCAUGUGUUACUGGAUGCCCACAGUGAUGUAGACUGGCCAUGGUGUGUAUAUUUCAUUACGGUUUCCUGUUGAGGGUAGUUUACACUCAGACUUGACCAGGACAGGAGAUACAAAAUAACCAGUAUAGUCUUCCCUACCCCAAAGCCACUGCACAGAAAGGUCUCAGAGAACUCCCUUCUCUGGGUUCAGGCAUCCUUUGGCCCAUUACCUAAGUCAGUAGAGGAAAUGGGCUUUUAUGUCCUCCCAGCUGACAAACAUAAAUGAUGAGUUGCACCAGGUCACUGAUCCUACGACUGACUAGUUGUGCAGCCCAGAGAGGCUCGGCACAAGUGAAUGUGCCCACACCUUACAAUUGUGGCAGGACCCAGCUGAGCCAGACUUUAUUUAUCUAGUCUUUGAAAAUGCCAGCUUUGUGGCUGCUUUCAGUGUGGUGCCACGUAGCCAUGGCUCUGGGUCAUCCUGGCAGCGAAAACGGAGAGAAACAGCCUGGUGGUGAGUGAAAUCAUCGCCACAGUUUUCUCAUUAAAAAGAAACUUGGCCAUUUUGCUAACAUUUAUGACUGGGGAUUAUAAACGUACACCGAAACGUCUUCUUGCCCUGUAUAAGAGGGUUCGUGGUCUUAGAGUACAGUAUGUGGUUGAAAUGAAAUCAUUCCUAAUCAUUUGUUUCUGUUGUUUUUACAAAGUGCUGUACAUUAUGUUCUUGUGUGUGGGAUUCUUUUUAAAAAGAAAAAAAUCUUUACUGGGAUAGUCAUGUAAUAUAUAAAAGUUGGUGAAAUGAACUUUAGUUAGGCAAAAGCUGGCAUCGGCUUUCAUCGUCAUAAGUUGACACCAAUGUGUCAUAAUAUUCUUUAUUUUGGUAAAUUAGUGUAUUUUAUAAAAUAAAAAGACUACUACAAGUUAAGAUAAUUUUUUUACCUGUCUUUUCUCCAUAUUUUAAGCUAUGUGAUUGAAGUACCUCUGUUAAUAGUUUUCUGGUGUAAAAUUGGUUAAAAUUUCAUCUGUUAAUAGACCUUUAGGUAAUAUAUGUAUGGAUUUUCUAUUGGUUUGGGUUUUGGGGGGUGUGGAAGACAGUAGAUGGAGAUUUUGUGAUAAGGGCUUGUUAACAGUGAGAUGGUAAUGAUAAUCUUGCACUUUAUCCUGCCUUUUCAUGUGAGUCAUUUGAGGACGGGAUAAAAGGUUCAAGAUUAAAAUUUGAUGUUCAAGCUUCA